Messenger RNA from Ricinus communis (castor bean), 817 nucleotides. RefSeq names its product receptor-like protein EIX2. The record is from RefSeq and is a predicted model, not a curated record. Bases 102 to 620 code for a protein of 172 amino acids. NCBI's taxonomy places the organism in Eukaryota, Viridiplantae, Streptophyta, Magnoliopsida, Malpighiales, Euphorbiaceae. Gene Ontology annotation, molecular function: protein binding. The transcript has a single exon.
UGCGGAUAGUUGUAAAAGGAAGAGAACUUGAAUAUUAUUCUAUUCUUUACCUCGUCAACAGCCUAGACUUGUCCAACAAUAAUUUAUCCGGAAGAAUCCCAAUGGAGCUUAUUGAGCUUGCUAAAUUAGGCACCUUGAAUUUGUCCAUAAACAAUUUGUCAGGAAGCAUACCGUUGGAGAUUGGGAAGUUGGGAUGGCUAGAAACUUUUGACCUGUCAAGAAAUAAAUUUUCAGGCCUAAUCCCACCAAGUAUGGCUCAGUUGACUUUUUUGAAUCACCUAAACCUAUCAUACAACAACUUAUCAGGAAAAAUUCCUAUAGCAAACCAGUUUCAAUCUCUAAAUGAUCCAUCCAUCUACGUGGGCAAUACUGCGCUUUGUGGUAUGCCAUUGCCAACGAAGUGUUAUGAGGAAAAUGAAUAUUCUCCGUUUCCUGAUGAUGAAAAUGAUGGUGAAGAUGAAGAUAAUUUGAAAAAACGGUGGUUCUUCGUUACCAUUGGACUUGGUUUCCUUGUGGGGUUUUGGGGAGUUUGCGGCUCUUUGAUCAUCAAAACAUCUUGGAGAGUUGUUUAUUUCCGCUUCAUCGAUGAAAAGAAGGAUGCAAUUCUUACAAUCUUUUGAAUUAAUGGGGCACGUGUGCGAGAAAUGUUCUUGGCAAUCAAAAUGAGCCAACAAGAAAUGUGAAGAGUGAAAGAGCAAAUAACAGAACUGCAAAAACUGCUAUAUAUCACAUCCUGGAUCUAGCGAAAUAGGAUGAAUUGAGAUGGUAUUUUGUAAAUACGUGAUUAUCUUGAAUAUAUUAACUAUUUUUUAUUUUC